AUGUCUUCUCUCCGCCGCACCCACACCUUCGGCGACGUCCGUCGCGCAUCGCGCGACGAGAUCUAUAUGUCGCUCUCCCGAUCCGGCUUCACGCUCCCCGGCCCCGUCAACGCCUCUACGAUGAAUGAUGCGAUCCAGGCGCAGGCGCCUCCUCCGUCGCCGAACAACUCGCCUAUGCAUGUGCCGAUGGAGCUUGAUACGGAGGUUUUUGUGGUUGGGGCUGCUGUCCCGGCCGUUGCGCCGCCUACUAAGGCCGAGAAGAAACUCCGCGCGUACAGCUCGCUUCCCUACGUCCGCCCGGCUGCGCCGAUCGUCAGCGCCAUGCGCAAGAAGGACUCGAAGAAGAAGACGCGCCGGGUCAGCUUCCAGACCGCCCUCGAGACUAUUGGCGAGGAGAACGAGACUCCUGUUCAGCGUGCGCCACCGCCGGUUAAGCGCGAGGGGAGCUUCGCGGAGAUGUUCAAGAAGAUGCAGAUCUCACGCCGCUGA
Peniophora sp. CBMAI 1063 is the source of this 489-nucleotide messenger RNA. Lineage: Eukaryota; Fungi; Basidiomycota; Agaricomycetes; Russulales; Peniophoraceae. The record is from the annotation of a GenBank genome assembly.